CCUCACUCUCGCAUGCUUAGUAUUGGUUUUGGCGAUGUGGGCAUGUGCAGCUUCCAACACAUACAAAUGGGGACCCGAUUUGACAUCGGAGUUGCCUCCACAUUUGCUACAGGAGGCGCUUUUUCCAAAACAAACUAAACAUUUCGAAUUCAAGGCACCUGUUCCAAGUGCACCAUCAGAAUUACCUUGUGAUCCCCUUCUCAAUAAUGAACAACCCAUGGGCAUGAGCAGUCCUCCACCAAAAUAUUACCAACCAGUUGUAAUGAACAUGAACACUGCUGUGCGUGUCUUGCCUACCAACUCUGUUCAACAGCACAAAGUGCGACCACUCUUUUGUACGUUUUCAACUGCAGAACCAGUCUAAGUAGAAGGAUGAAUACCAGGGUUUUAAACUGAGCAGCCACACAUGCUCACCAUGUCAUGUUCCUAAACACCAAGUGCCUUUUAUCACUUAUAUGUUGAAGGAGCAGGCUUUUAUAAUGAAAUCUGAUUUCAGCUUCCCUCCCUGUGAUUGAUAUCCAUUGCCAUUUAUAUUUUAGUGUAGUCAAUUUUUGUUUUUUGUUACAUUAAGGGCUUUUUAAAGGAAACAGUAAGAAACAAUCCAAAUACUGCAAACAUUUCAGCUCUGUAUUUGAUAUAAAUAUAUUUAUUAGCUGCAUAUAAAAUACAAAUACGAUCAUUUUAAAACUAUCUUCAAUACAGGACUGAACAUUGAGUUCAUAUUUAAAAAUAUUAAUGUGUACAGUUCAGAGUUAUUUUGAGUAGUAUUUCCUCAUACUAGAUGGAAAUAAUAUUACAAUUAGAUUAUUUAAUCAUGUCAAUCUAAUAUAAAACAAAAUAAUGUGAAAAAAAUGAUCUAUUAAAUAACUUAGAACAACUUUAUUUAUUAAAAAAAAGUGCAUUUUAAGACAAAAAUAACUGUAUUAAAACUAUUUCCUCUGUCUAAUUAGUGUAUUUUUCCUACAAGAUUGUCAUUAAAAUAUCAUAUAUAUGUUUGUCAAUUUAUGAAAAGAAAAUUUAGCCUCUCAUUUUUUAAACAUUUAUAUGUUCUUAUAGAGGAAAACUAAAAUGAAUCUUUAUAAAUUGCUUGAGUUUUGUUUCACAUUUUCCUUUGCAGAAAAUUAGCGAUUGAAAUCUGUCUUCUUAUCUAUGCAUGUAAAUGAAAAUAUAAGAAUAUAAAAAUAUUGUAAAUAUAAGAAAUAACCUUAUUAACAUGCAUGUCUCUCCCUGGCAUACUUUCCUUCUAAAUUUUUCAGCAUAUGAUUUGGAAAUUUCUGAUUUAUGGUAACAACAUAAAAUGUAUGCCCAAAGUAUUUCUUCAAGUAAAAAGAAUGCCGUUGAAACUAAGAAAUCCUUUGAAAUAAAGAAUAUAAUAAUAUUAGUGCAUCUACAAUAUGCUUUUUAUUGUGCUAUGUUAAUCGUUUAAGACUUCAGAAAUACUAUAAAUUGUGUAUAUUUCUGUUCCCUGUUUUUCAAGUGAUAAAAAUUAGUAGGAAAAAGGGGAAAUAUGUGAGUAAAUACGGUAUGUAAAAAUAUUUUUUACUGUUAAAAUAAAUAAAUUAUUAGUCUGUUUUAAUGGCA
Stegodyphus dumicola is the source of this 1581-nucleotide messenger RNA. RefSeq lists its product as uncharacterized. The record is from RefSeq and is a predicted model, not a curated record. Lineage: Eukaryota; Metazoa; Arthropoda; Arachnida; Araneae; Eresidae.